AUGGCCCGCUCCAGCUCUUUGCUCGCCUUCUUGGUGUUGGCCCUUGGCUGCUCUGCGAUGCUUUGCUUCGUGGGCACAACUCCAGCACCUGCAAGCAAGUCGCUCCGCGCGCCAGCAGUUCAGAUGGAGGCACGAGGUGGCGCUGACGGCGCACUGGGUGACAUGACUCCCGACACGUACAUCAUCGGAAUCACUGUCUUCGGCAUUGCAUCCUUGUUCGCCAACAUCAGCGUCACGCAGUCACGCAUUGAUCGCAGCAGCUACGUGCAUGCCCAUGCCGGGUCGGCGGCCACUUUCAGCUUGAGCCGCAAAAAGUUGUUGGUGGUCGCUCCUGUUCCUGUGCCAGCUUUCCCAAGACUUGCAAUGGCCCGCUCCAGCUCUCUGCUCGCCUUCUUGGUGUUGGCCCUUGGGUGCUCCGCUCUGCUUUGCUUCGUGGGCACAACUCCAGCACCUGCAAGCAAGUCGCUCCGCGCGCCAGCAGUUCAGAUGGAGGCACGAGGUGGCGCUGACGGCGCACUAGGCGACAUGACUCCCGACACGUACAUUAUCGGAAUUACUGUCUUCGGCAUUGCAUCCUUGUUCGCCAACAUCAGCGGCUUCUUCAACCCUUGA
Messenger RNA from Symbiodinium natans, 612 nucleotides. NCBI's taxonomy places the organism in Eukaryota, Dinophyceae, Suessiales, Symbiodiniaceae. The record is from the annotation of a GenBank genome assembly.